CAUCCAGCAAAAAGGCAGCCAGCAACCAAUACGGUUCGCGGGGGGAAGAUAACUGCCAACGAAUUCAGACGAGUUAUGGGAUUUAGCUGGUGUCAACAGCAGUCAGAAGUGAGAAAGAUAACGAUUGUACAGGGAAAUAAAGCGAUUAUAUAAAUACAUUUAAGGCAUUUACAGUAGGCUGUGUACAAUAGCUUUUAAAAAAGUAUGUAUUUAUCAAAUCUCUUACAUUGAUGGAAACUUAGUUAACGGGACUGGAUGGGACUUUAAAAAAAAGAGUCGUCGAGGGAUGAGACUUUCGAUAAGGUAAAAAGUGAGAUAACAAUUAGGAUUGCUAAUGUAAAUUAAUUUUUUAGAUAAUCUAGUCUAUUACGAGGUUCAACAGAUUGCGCGAAAACUGGAUUCGGGUCACUCAACGCGCGCAGGUCUCCUCUGCCAUUUCAGCCAUCGGACGAUUUGAAAGAGUCCUACGCCAUGUCUCUGCCGCGUAUGCUGGGCGAGCUGCAGCUGUACCGGGUGCUGCAGAGGGCCAACCUGUUGGCCUACUACGACACCUUCAUCCAGCAGGGCGGCGACGACUUGCAGCAGCUCUGUGAGGCUGCAGAGGAUGAGUUCCUGGAGAUCAUGGCGCUGGUCGGCAUGGCGACCAAGCCACUGCACGUGCGCCGUCUACAGAAGGCCCUCCGCGACUGGGCAGCCAACCCGGCCCUCUUCAACCAGCCCCUGGCCAACGUGCCCCUGGGCGGCAUCCCGCUGUUCAAGGUGGACGGGACGGGUGCCAGCGGAACCGCCGCUGGAGGACCCAGGAAGUCCCUGAGUAAUGGGCAGCCGGGGUCGCCAUUCGACAGGGAGGACAGGGCGUGCCUCACCCCUAUGCACAGCGGGAGCCCCAGAAGCCCCUGCUCCCAGGCCUCCCCACAGCCCCCGGACACCCACUACAGGGGCAUGCUGUCCCCAAUGGACCCCCACUGGCUCAGCCCAGAGCCGGAUGGGAACAGUGCCUCGGUCUCAGCCUCAGGGGUGGACGAGGAGCAGCCCAGCCCACCUCUACUCCCCCCUCGUACCCCAGGUCCCUCCACGCCCCCAGCCUCCUCCUCCUCCCUCUCCUCGGUGGUCCUCUCAGCCUGGCCUGGGGGCCAGCUGGACGGGGAGACGACACGGGCAGUGGGGGAGAGCGUGGACAGGCUCCUGAGGACCCUGCCCAGGUCGGACCCCAGAGAGGUGAAGACACUCCUUAGGAUGAACAAGAAGAUGGCCAAGACGGUGGGCCACAUCUUCAAGAUGGCACCCCAGGACAUGGCCAUGGAGGAGGAGAUCCGCAAGUACAGCCUCAUCUACGGCCGCUUCGACUCCAAGAGGAGGGAGGGCAAGCAGCUCACACACCACGAGCUGAUCAUCAAUGAAGCUGCCGCCCAGUUCUGUAUGCGUGACAACGCUCUGCUUCUGCGACGGGUAGAGCUCUUCUCAUUGGCUAGACAGGUGGCAAGAGAAUGCGCCUACACCUCCACACUCAAGCAUGCCAGAACAAGUGCAGAUGACUGCAGUUUACCAUCCCAAAAGAGAGUGAAACAUGAGGUGAUAGUGUCGGAGUGUGUGUCCUCCCUCCAUGGUGUGGAGGGUUCAGAGGGUGUGUCCCAGAGGGCUGACGAGGACAGCUUAUCAGGAGAGAGUCUGGACAGCUUAACACAAGACGUAGCCUCACAGUGCAACCAAUCUCCAUCCCCCCGCCCCUCCACCGACACCUCCAUCCCUGCCAACUGGAGUCGCCAUCUCAUGCAACAAACGCUCAUGGAUGAGGGGCUGCGAUUGGCUAAGAUGGUGUCACAUGACCGAGCUGGCAAGAUCAGCCUUAGGUCAGAGGGGACACAUACCACAGACAUACAGCGGAAUCGAGCUAAAUCAACGCAACAAAUGUCCUGGGACAUUGACUGGACAUUGUCUCCUGAUAUUAAACCACUUUCGAGACUUUGAGGUCAAGGUGGAGAGGAGGGGCUCGAUAGCAGUGUGCAGCAGCAGCAGCCCUGGCAGCACCAAAGAUGACUCGGACCACGGAGGAAAGUAGUGAAACCAACCACUCAUCAUCCCGAGAACCCAUAACAACCCUGCCUCUCAGCUCCACUCAGAUCCUGGAGGGCACAACUCAGCAGGCUUUCCAUCUGUACUUAAACCAUUGACACUUGGGAGUACUGGGGAGGUGGAAUGAAUCAUUCCAAUCUAAAUCAAUUUUGCAUCCCAAAUGACACCCAAUUCCCUACAUAGUGCACUACUUUUGAUCAGAACUCUGGUCAAAAGCAGUGCAUUACAUAGGGAAUAGGGUGUUAUUUGGGACGGAGCCCAUGAUGGGCUGAAUCGGGUGGUUCAGGGAGAGGUAAAGCAUCAUAAACCUUCUAAUACUAUGGCCCUCCAGUACUGAAAUUGAGGGAUAGGCACUCUACAACUUUACCUCUGUAUAUACUGUGCCCAAACACUCCAAACAGCCCUGCGAGGGCAUUAGCCACAUGCAUCCACAGGGCUACGGUAACACUUACACAAAUGUAGGAGGUAUGUCACACACUGAUGUGACAAUGUCUCAGUUUGCCCACUUUGAACAUAAUCCCAAUCCCCAUAAUCUCCUCCUCCCCCACCCUGCCCCCAGGACAAUGGAUGCAAAAUGUUGAUAUCAUGACUAACUUUUGGUGCUAUUUUCGUUCUGUUGAUACAAGGUUGUCACUGAGAUUUGGAUAAGUAUCUGUUAUGACACUGCCGUUAAAGAUUGGUUUUACAAAGUGUCACUAAUUUGAGUGUUGACCGUUAGAUGAUAAAGGCAAUGUGUACAGAGAAGAUAAUCAGGUUCAGAUGCCUUUUUCUUCCAAUACUGCAGCAACUGUCACUGACACCCACUGAAACUCUGUUAAUUUAGAGGGGUGGGUUUGGAUGUUAAUAUGUUAACACUAUUGAGCCCUUAGAUUAUAUUUGUUGGUGAACUGAACAUUCUUUGAUUUAACUUAAUAAGGCUUAAACAAGCAAAAAUAAUUUGCAUAACUCUUGAGGCAAUUACUAAGUUAACAAAGACAAGAAUGCUCAUCUCCCAAUGUUAUUUUUUGAAUACAGUAUGUAUGUCGUAUCAAACACUAAAUUCUUUGAUUAUGGAGUUUUGGAGAAUUCACUUUUUUUGUAAGAAUACAUAGUCAGAUGUUACUGGGAAUGAAUGUUUAAAAGAAAGGUGUUUGGAUGGUUAGGAAAUCAGGGAGAAUCCAGGACAUUACAUUUUCUGCAUCCGAAAAGGUCCCCUAUUUCCUAUGUAAUGCACUACUUCUGACCAGGGCCUACCUCUAGUCAAAGGUGGUGCACUA
Salmo salar (Atlantic salmon) is the source of this 3329-nucleotide messenger RNA. Its product is annotated as NGFI-A-binding protein 2. The record is from RefSeq and is a predicted model, not a curated record. Gene Ontology annotation, biological process: negative regulation of DNA-templated transcription. Lineage: Eukaryota; Metazoa; Chordata; Actinopteri; Salmoniformes; Salmonidae. Gene Ontology annotation, cellular component: nucleus. Gene Ontology annotation, molecular function: transcription factor binding; transcription coregulator activity.